This is a messenger RNA of Rattus rattus (black rat), 1850 nucleotides long. It is a transcript of the gene Mpv17, whose product is annotated as mitochondrial inner membrane protein MPV17. The transcript is spliced from 8 exons. The record is from RefSeq and is a predicted model, not a curated record. Lineage: Eukaryota; Metazoa; Chordata; Mammalia; Rodentia; Muridae. Bases 1022 to 1552 code for a protein of 176 amino acids. Gene Ontology annotation, cellular component: membrane; cytoplasm.
AGGUACAUAACCACCACUGGGGUUUGAAUCCAUAUACCCUUGCUUAAAAACACCUUCCAGUCUUGCACAUCAGACUCCUUACUGCAUCUACUAGUGAAAUUCCGUUAGCACGUUCCAUACACAGGAAUCUAAUUCCCCUGAGUCCUUACUCUCUGUAGUAGAUAAUAGAAUCCAUCCUUCAUUAAUCAUACAGGAGUUGAAUAAAUGAACUGGUAGUAGGCAGAGGGCAGGAAAGUUGACCUUUCUCAACACUUGGGAAUGUAUACAUCCUUACCUACUUCAGGAAGGUAUUUUCAGGGAGUUGGGUGUUACAGCUGGAGGGAAACUAAGAUUCCUAAACUGGUUUUUAAACAGUUUAUGCUUUGUUUAAAAUUACCCUAGAAACCUAUAAAACAAAGCCCCCAUUGAGUCCCCUCUUGUACAUCCCUAGACGAGGACCCCUGAUUGCUAGCCUGCUAGCCGGGUCAUUUUACAAACUCAUGACCUAGGCUGAGCAGUCUUGAGAAGACAGCAUGGGCACUUUCAGGUUCUGCUAUGCCAGUGGCUCACCAGAGAGUUGACUGCUUAUUCAAAACUUAAAAUGUUGGUAUGAAGAAAAAAAAUGGAACAAGUCUGAGCUCCGCUCACUUGGGAACUUGGGUACAGUACAGAAACAACGAGUGCAGACACCUGCAUUAAAGCAGCAUUCAAGUUAAACUGAGAAGGGAAUCCAGACCUGGCUACCACCGGGAGUACGGGUUUAGGGGAGGGAGACAGCCGAGUUACAGGGAAGCACAGACUGUAUCACACCGAGGCUUGGUGCAGUCCACGAUAAGGGGGCUGCCUACUAUUAGGUAGCGGGCUGAGCCGCCUUCCUACUGGUAUCAGAGGCCCCACCCACCUGCAUUCUUCCUGGACUGCUUGAGUCCAAACAACAACCGGGCCCGCAGGCGGACGGAAGAGGCGGUGCUCGAUACGGAAGUCCCUGGGCCCGCUACGGUCACGUGAGUGAGGUUCCGCAUAGAACUGGCACUCAGGAGGCAUGGCACUCUGGCGAGCAUACCAGAGGGCCCUGGCUGCACAUCCGUGGAAAGUCCAGGUUCUGACAGCUGGGUCACUGAUGGGCCUAGGUGACAUUAUCUCACAGCAGCUGGUGGAGAGGCGGGGUCUCCAGCAACACCAGACUGGCCGGACCUUGACCAUGGCCUCCCUUGGCUGUGGCUUUGUGGGCCCUGUGGUCGGAGGCUGGUACAGGGUUUUGGACCACUUAAUCCCUGGCACCACCAAGGUGAAUGCACUCAAGAAGAUGUUGUUAGAUCAGGGGGGCUUUGCCCCAUGUUUCCUUGGCUGCUUUCUCCCACUGGUAGGGGUUCUCAAUGGAAUGUCAGCCCAGGACAAUUGGGCCAAACUGAAGCGGGACUACCCCGACGCCCUCAUCACCAACUACUAUCUCUGGCCUGCUGUGCAGUUAGCCAACUUCUACCUGGUCCCCCUGCAUUACAGGUUGGCUGUUGUCCAGUGCGUUGCUAUUGUCUGGAACUCCUACCUGUCCUGGAAGGCACAUCAGCUCUAAGCCUGCCCUGUUCCGUGGUUCGCACCUUGCACUGCUGUACCGUGGCCCUCUAAUGCUUGGACAGCUUCUUCCAACUGAGCACAACAGGACUGGAGAGGUGGCUCAGCCGUUAAGAGCAUGGACUGACUGCUCUACAGGACACCUAAGUUUGGUUCCAAACACCCACAUCGGGUGGCUCACACCUCCGUGUCUCAAGCUUCAGGAGAUCUGAUGUCCUCUUCUGGCCUCUGAAGCACCUGCACUCACAUGUACAUAUCAACACAGACACAUUCGUAAUUAAGCACACAAUGAAAUCUUU